This is a messenger RNA of Monodelphis domestica (gray short-tailed opossum), 9282 nucleotides long. It is a transcript of the gene EHBP1L1, whose product is annotated as EH domain binding protein 1 like 1. Gene Ontology annotation, molecular function: protein binding. NCBI's taxonomy places the organism in Eukaryota, Metazoa, Chordata, Mammalia, Didelphimorphia, Didelphidae. The record is from RefSeq and is a predicted model, not a curated record.
GCCCUCCUUCCGUGGGGGGGGGGGGUGCGGCUCCAGGAAACGGGCGCCCAGUCGGCUCCCUCAGAGCGCACCGCAGCUACCCGGGCGCGGACCCGGAGCUUGGGCCAGAGCAGAGCCCGGGGCCGGGGCUUGGUCCUCCGAGCUGCCCCGGACUAGACGGGACGGCCGGGCCGCUGUGCCCGCGAUGGAGCUGCGGAGCCUGCCCAGGCGCACCUGAGGGGAGGGGGGCCGGAGCGGAGGGGCCAUGAGCUCCGUGUGGAAGCGGCUCCAGCGCGUGGGCAAACGCGCAGCUAAGUUUCACUUCGUGGCGUGUUACCAGGAGCUGGUGGUGGAGUGCACCAAGAAAUGGCAGCCAGACAAGCUGGUGGUGGUGUGGACCCGGAGGAACCGGCGCAUCUGCUCCAAGGCCCACAGCUGGCAGCCUGGGAUCCAGAACCCUUACCGAGGCAUGGUGGUAUGGAUGGUGCCAGAGAACGUGGACAUCUCGGUGACCCUCUAUCGGGACCCCCACGUGGAGCAGUACGAGGCCAAGGAAUGGACGUUCAUCAUUGAGAAUGAGUCCAAGGGGCAGCGGAAGGUGCUGGCCGCCGUGGACGUGGACCUGUCCCGGUACGCCGGGCCCGUCCCCUCCCUGACGCCCCUCCGGCUGAAGCUGAAGCCCAAGUCCGUGAAGGUGCUGAACGCCGAGCUGAGCCUGAGCCUGUCUGGCGUCCUGGUCAGGGAAGGCCGAGCCACGGAUGACGACAUGCAGAGCCUGGCCAGUCUGAUGAGUGUGAAGCCCAGCGAUGUGGGGAACCUGGAGGACUUUGCUGAGAGUGAUGAAGAGGAGGCCGGGGGCCAGGGUGCUGCCGAGGCCUGCGCCAGGCCCGCUCAGCCAGGUCGGGCCGCAGCCCCGAGGUUGGGGCAUCUGCCAGAUCCAUCCCGGGAGCUGAGCCCUCUGCGAGAGGAGGAGGAAGGAGGGAGGCCUGGCUCCGGGGCCACAUCCAGGAAGGGAGUGGCCGCCCCUGCCCAGCCUGCUGCCCUGGCCCAGCCGCCUCAGGCUUCCCUGGAGGAGGGUGGCACAAAGAAGCCCAGCCCAGCCCCUGUAAGUGCCCCUGUCCCUGCGCCCCCUGUCAGGGCUUCUCGGGGCCAGGGGGGCAGGGGGCACGGAGGCCCGCCGAGCCCGGGGGGCCAGCCCAGGGCGGAGACGGAAGCGGCCGGGGGCAGGACCGGCUCCGAGACCCAGCCCCCCCAGGGACCCUGUACGGAGCCGAGGUCCCCAUGGCAACCCCUGGAGGAGUCCCCCAUCCCAGCCCCCCGGCUCAGGAGAGUGGCCGCCACCCCCCUGCACCCAACCCCUCCAGCAAAUGAGGAGGAAGCCCCAGGGGACCCCCCAGGGGAGCAGGCUGGCCCCAGCGCCAGGCCCCUUUCUGGAGGGGGAGCCCAUCAGGAAGAGCUCGGAGCAGGAGAGAGAGGCCGAGGGAGGGCCAGAGCCAGGGGGGCUUCCCAGGAAGGACUCCAAAGAGGAGGAGAGGAAGGGGCCCGGGAGGACAGAAAUGGGGGUGCAGCUGAGACCCAGGAGACCGCGCAAGGCGUAGGGGAGAUGGAGGGCCCAGGAGCAAGGGCUGGAAGGGGGAUGGAGGCCAGAAAGGAGGAGGAGGCAGCUGGGAAGGAGCCAGAGGCCAGAGAGGCAGGGCUGGAGCAGGCAGCGGACACCAAAGAGGAGCCUGGGAGGGGGCCCCAGGCCCCAGCAACAGAGGCCCAGGAGGUCACCGAGGAGGCUGGGAAGGGGCUAGAGGCCCCCGGAAGAGCCGAGGAGGCCCAGGCAGGAGCAGCUUCUGCUGAGGUUCCCCUUGAAGCAACUUCAAUCCAAGAAAUGAGGAGGCCAGAGGCUGGGGAAGCAGCUGAGGAAGGGCAGGCGUCUGGCAUCCGGGGCCUCGGCCCUGCGGCCCCCCCGGAGUCAGAGCAGGAAAAUGAGGGCCCGCAAGCCCCUGGCCCAGUGGAAGGAGCUGAGCCUGGGGCUGAGGCUGGAGCCAGGGAGGGCCCCAGGGAGGUUCCUUGGGGCAUAGCCGGGACUUCAGAACAGGGCAAGGACAGUGGGCGAGCAGAGCAGAGGGUCCCAGAGGGCCCGGGGGCGCUGGGGGUCCCUGCCACAGCAGCUGAAGGCACCGCCGCCCAGGUGAGCAAGACUGCAGUUCAGCCGAGGGGCACUGACAGGCGGGGGGCGGCCGGGGCUGGCCUGAGCGGGCCUGAGCACUUGGGGGCUGCGACACUGAGCAGUGGGGAGGAGGCAGAGGCAGAGGCUGGGCCUGAGGAUGAGGAAGAGCAAAGAGCAGUCCAGAUCCUGGGGACGAGGGAGACAGAGUUAGAGACUGAAGAGAUAGGAAGGGAGGCUCAGGCACUCAAGGGAGUGGGGGCUAAGGACCUGGGGACUGAGGAGACAGGGCCUGGGGCGUUGGGGACCCAGGAGAAGGAAGCUGGAAUGUUGGGGACCCAGGAGAAGGAAGCUAGGGUAUUGGGGACUCAGGAGAAGGAAGCUGGGAUGUUGGGGACCCAGGAGAAGGAUGCUGGGGUGUUGGGGACCCAGGAGAAGGAAGCUAGGGCAUUGGGGACUCAGGAGAAGGAAGCUGGGAUGUUGGGGACCCAGGAGAAGGAAGCUGGGAUGUUAGGGACACAGGAGAAGGAAGCUGGGGUAUUGGGGACCCAGGAGAAGGAAGCUAGGGCAUUGGGGACUCAGGAGAAGGAAGCUGGGAUAUUGGGGACCCAGGAGAAGGAAGCUGGGAUGUUAGGGACACAGGAGAAGGAAGCUGGGAUGUUGGGGACCCAGGAGAAGGAAGCUGGGAUGUUAGGGACACAGGAGAAGGAAGCUGGGGUAUUGAGGACCCAGGAUAAGGAUGCUGGGGUGUUGGGGACCCAGGAGGACAUUGGGGUGUUGGGGACCCAGGAGGACAUUGGGGUGUUGGGGACUCAGGAGAAGGAUGCUGGGGUGUUGGGGACUCAGGAAAAGGAAGCUGGGGUGUUGGGGACUCAGGAAAAGGAAGCUGGGGUGUUGGAGAAUGGGGAGACAAAAUCUGGAACAUUAGAAAUGAAAGGGACAGAAUCUGGGGUGUUAGAAACUACAGAGACAGCAACUGAGAGAGUGACAUCUGAGGCAGUGAUGACAGAGAAGGCAGAAACUGGGCUGGGGGGGAAUGAAGAGAUGGGGCCUGGGCCUGAAGUUGAGCCGGAGACUGGGGGGUGUAGGGGACUUGGGAUAUUGGGGGCUAAGAAGGCAAGAGCCGGGGUAGUAGGGGAUGAGGGAACUGCUAGGAUUUUGGAGACCAGGGAGACAGAACCUAGAACAGUAGAGAACGAAGAGACAGGAACUGAGAAAUUGACACUUGAUAUCCUGGGGGCUGAGGACAGAGGUGAGGCAGGGGGGAAAGGGGAGACGGGGGCUGGGAGGCCGGGGCCUGAACAGACAGGGACAGAGAUGGCCUCUGGGACUUUGGGGACUGAGGAAAUAGGAGGCAAAGUCCUGGGACAUGGGGAGGUGGAGGCAGAGCUAUUGGGGAUGGAGGAGAUGGAGGCUGAGACACUGGAGAUGGAGGCUGGGACCCCAGGGCCUGAGGAGAUGGAGGCUGAGAUACUAGAGAUGGAGGCUGGGACCCCAGGGCCUGAGGAGAUAGAGGCUAGGAUACUAGAGAUGGAGGCUGGGACCCCAGGGCCUGAGGAGAUGGAGGCUGGGACCCCAGGGCCUGAGGAGAUAGAGGCUAGGAUACUAGAGAUGGAGGCUGGGACCCCAGAGCCUGAGGAGGCAGGGGCUGGGACACUGGCAGCCCAGAGAAUGGAGGCUGAGAUACUAGGGAGCGAGGACCCAGGGGCUGGGACCCCAGGGCCUGAGGAGAUGGAGGCUGAGAUACUAGAGAUGGAGGCUGGGACCCCAGAGCCUGAGGAGAUGGAGGCUGGGACACUGGCAGCCCAGAGAAUGGAGGCUGAGAUACUAGGGAGCGAGGACCCAGGGGCUGGGACCCCAGGGCCUGAGGAGAUGGAGGCUGAGAUACUAGAGAUGGAGGCUGGGACCCCAGGGCCUGAGGAGAUGGAGGCUGAGAUACUAGAGAUGGAGGCUGGGACCCCAGGGCCUGAGGAGAUGGAGGCUGAGAUACUAGAGAUGGAGGCUGGGACCCCAGAGCCUGAGGAGGCAGGGGCUGGGACACUGGCAGCCCAGAGAAUGGAGGCUGAGAUACUAGGGAGCGAGGACCCAGGGGCUGGGAUCCUGGGGCCUGGGGAGAGGGAGGCCAGGAUUAGGAUGCCUAGGAAGGGAACCUCAGCUGAGGAAGUGACUGGGUGUGCACUCUUGGGUUCGGGGGAGGAGUCAGAAGCAGAGCCAGAGUCUGAGGGGCCUGUCCAGGAGCCAAGUCCAGCCCCAGCGUCCCCAGCAGGCCGGGGGCCUAGGGAAGAAGCCCCCAUGGCCACGGCCACCAGCUCCCCCCGGCCGACCCCCGCUGCAGUGCAGGAGGAGGGGGAGGCCCAGGGCUCUCGUGCCUUCUCUUCACCAACACCCCCCAGCCAAGAGUGGCCCGAAGAGGACAGGAGGCCUCGGGGCUGGGGGGAAGGCCCGGAGCCUUCCCUGGGCACCAAGGUGAGCUCUAGCCAGUCCCUGCUUGAGUGGUGCCAAGAGGUCACGGCGGGUUACUCGGGCGUGCGGGUCACCAACUUCACCACGUCGUGGCGCAACGGGCUGGCAUUCUGUGCCAUCCUGCACUACUUCCACCCGGACAAGAUUGACUUUGCAGCCCUGGACCCACAGAAUAUCAAACAGAACAACAAGCAGGCCUUCGACGGCUUCGCCGCUCUGGGCGUCUCUCGGCUGCUGGACCCGGCAGACAUGGUGCUCCUGGCCGUCCCCGACAAGCUGAUCGUGAUGACUUACCUGUGCCAGAUCCGGGCCUUCUGCACCGGGCAGGAGCUGCAGCUGGUCCAGCUGGAGGGCGGAGGCGGCUCCAGCACCUACAGGGUGGGCGGCCCCGAGCCGCGGCUGCCCGAGGCCCUCGGCUCCAGCCACCUGGCACGGCGCCUGCGCGAGCGCAGCGGCGACAUGGCCGGGGCGGCCCCCGCCCGGGAAGCCAGAGGCGAGGCCGAGACGGAGGCCGAGGACGAGAAGGGGCCCGGCGUGGCCGCCAGGAAGCCGGGACAGGAGGCAGAUGGGGCCGCCGGGAGCCCGGAGGAGGCCCGAGCCAGGGCUGAAGGCCCCGCGCUCCGGCCCCGGACACCUCCCCCCGCGGACGGGCUCCCGAACGGGACGGGGCCUGCUGGGGUCAGACUGAGGCGGCCCUCGGUGAACGGGGAGGCCGGUCUGGGGCCCGUCCCCCCGCCGCGGGCCCACGGCUCCUUCUCCCACAUCCGGGAUGCCGACUUGCUGAAGAAGAGGCGCUCGAGGCUGCGGAGCGGCUCCUCCCUGUCUGUGGACGACGCCGACGCCGGGCCCGCGGAGACCCCGGCGCCAGACCCGGCCUCUGUCUCUGGCAGCCUUCACAAGCCUCCUGAUGGGAGUCCUCCAGCAGAGGAGACACCCCCAAGUUCGGGUUCCAGCGCCAGCCCCAACGAGGAGCCAGGGAUGCAGCGAUUCCAGGACACGAGUCAGUACGUGUGGGCGGAGCUCCAAGCCCUAGAGCAGGAGCAGAAACAGAUCGAUGGGCGGGCGGCCCAAGUGGAGACCCAGCUGCGGAGCCUCAUGGAGACAGGUGCCAACAGGCUGCAGGAGGAGGUGCUCAUCCAGGAGUGGUUCACGCUGGUGAAUAAGAAGAACGCCCUGAUUCGGAGGCAGGACCAGCUCCAGCUCCUGAUAGAAGAACAAGACCUGGAGAGACGGUUCGAGCUCCUGAGCAGGGAGCUGAGGGCCAUGAUGGCCAUUGAAGACUGGCUCAAAACGGAAGCCCAGCAGCACCGGGAACAGCUCCUGCUGGAGGAACUGGUGUCCCUGGUGAACCAGCGCGAUGAGCUGGUGCGAGAUUUGGAUAACAAGGAGAGGACAGCCCUGGAGGAGGACGAGCGGCUGGAGCGGGGCCUGGAGCAACGGCGUCGGAAGCUGAGCCGCCAGCUGAGCCGCCGGGAACGCUGCCUGCUGAGCUGAGCCCAACCGAGCCGUGCCGAGCGAAGCCGGGCCUCGGACUCCCUUCCGGGGUGGUGGGGGCCAGGGGCCGCCUCUGUCCGGGGGUCUUCUCUCCAGAGGAGCUGCUGGCCGCCCCGCCCCGCGCGUGCCUUUCCGUGCGUGGCCACCAGAGGCCGCUGUAGAACCUGGUUUGCAGCAGGACCGGGCGUGGGGGGAUCAGACCCCGCCCACCAGGCCGUAUUUAUUGAAGCGUGUGCUUGUGUACGUGUGUGUAUUUGCGUGUGCGUGGCCGCCCCUCGCGAUCCCCUGCGAAGAGAGUAUGGGGGGGCGGGAGCCGCGGGACAGACUGGGUCUCGGGGCUCUCGCUAGGGUCGGGGCGCAGAAGCACUGAGGGCUGAGCCCGGGGCGCGUCUGUCCGCAAUAAAUGGUGACUUGGAGCCGGCCCCGUCGGCUCCCUUCUUCCCCCGGGUUUGGAGGAGGGAGGGGUGGGCCGGCGGGGGCGGGACUUCCCUGGGAGGACCGGAGGGUUCGCCCAUUCUGCACCUGAGGACGGGGGAGUUGAGAUGAUAAUAAAGUCGUGGCCGCCUGCUGAGGCCUGGACCCUGAACCUGGGCCUGGCGAGUCUGUGGUCUUUGGCCAGAUGCCCUCCUCCUCUGGUCCUGUUGGCCGGCUGCAGGUGGGGGGAGCGAGGAAGGGGGGAUCCUAGCACUGCCCCCCCCCCCCGCCUGCCCUGUGAGGCUGUGACCUGCCCAGGGGCGGGCAGGAACACUGGAACAGGGAUGGGUUCAGGGCGGCCGAGGCUGUGGGUGCCCCCAGCAAGGCUGCCUCCUGGGGAUUUCAAAGAAGCCUUGAGUGGCGGAACCAGAAGGGAGGGUCGGACCUUCCAGACACCCCCACGAGGUGUGGACCAGUAGUGGGGGAAGGCAAGGAGGUCCGACAGCCUCCCCAGACUAGCACUGCCCUCCGGCCUCGGGCCACUUGGAACAGGGACCGAGUGGCCCCGACCUUCCCUCUCGGUGGCCAGCCUGUCUGUCGCUUCCAAGGCAGAAGAGCCAUAAAGGCCGGGCACUGGGGAUAAAGUGACUCACCAGGGUCGUCCAGCUAGGAAGCGCGGAGGCCACACUGGGACCCAGGAGUUCUCAGGCUCCAGGCCGGGCUCUUUGUUGCCUGAGCCUCCCAGCUGGCCUCUCUGACAUGGUUGGUUGUUUCCUGAGGCCGGGAAGAGCCUCCAAUUGGGGGUCCCAAAGCAGUGGGGCCCCCUGGGGAUGCUUGGCUGCCAGAGGCCGGUUAUCCCCUAAAGGCUCAGACCCUGGCAGGCCUGGCUGUGCCCGCUCUUCCCUGUUCUACCCUCCGCCCUCCCUGAAUGCGCCCAGGAGGGCACUGAGAGGCCACCCCAGGGAUGGAGAGCUCGAGGCCCCCCAGGCAGCUCAGGGGGUUUCCUGGGAUGGGGUAGUGGCGGGAGAGCCAGAGCCAGCGGGUGGGUCUGGCCAGGAACGAGGCCCCCAGGCUGACCGUGCAGAGAUGGAAGGACUCUGGCAGGCUCCGGCCGUCCUCCCGGCGCCAGAGCAGCAGGCCAGGAAGGCCCCCUGCCCUUGGGCUGAGCCCUCUGGUCGUGUUCGUCCUCCCUGACCCAAAGCGGCCCUGUGGAGGGAUUUCUUGGCAGAGAUCCGGGCACAGUUCGCCAUUUCCACAUCCAGCUUGUUUUACAGAUGAGGAAACUGAGGCAGGCGGGAUUUGGUGACUGGCCCAGGGUCACCCAGCUGGGAAGUGUCUGAGGCCGAGUCCUCCCGACUCCAGCCCUGGGGCUCUACCCACUGAGCGACCUGGCCCUGCCACAUGCUUUGCCAACCCCAAAGAGCUCUGCCUACGUGACUACGGGGAGGUGGCCUCUAGGGGCCAUUCCAGGCUCUUUUUGGCUGCAGAGCCAGGGGCAAUGGGGGGGGGGGCAGGGUUCAAAGAGCCCGAUCUGGGGUCUUUCCAUCCCAGGAAAUCCCCCUGAGCUGCCCGGGGGUGGGGGGGGCUGUGAGCUCUCCAUCCCUGGGGUGGCCUCCGCCAGCCGUCACUGCCCCCGGGCAAGGCCCUCCAGAGCCUGAGGUUCUGGGGUCCUGCCCUGGCCUGGCUCCAGAGGGAGCAGCCCUCCUGGAGCUGCCAGUGGGGGAGUGUCUGGGACUGAGGGGUGUCCCCUGCACCUCCCUGUGAGGAGCUCUGGGGAGGGAGACCCGGGUGCUACCCCCAGCCUCCCCUUCCCCGCGGUGGUGAGGAUGCUGAAGGCAGAGAACGGGGCAGCAGCAAAGUCCCAGCUGUCGGGCUCAGUGGCACUGCCCUGCACUCGCAGCCCUGCCUCCAGCAGCACAUCCAGCUCCCGGCGGGACGGGCAAUCCUGGUGGUCUGCCUGGAAGCCAGUCAGGUGCCCCAGCAGCUGCUCCUGGAGUCUGCACUGAGGGGGACCCUCGACGGCCAUGAACACAGCAGAGCCCAGUAGCAGGAAGGCCAGUCCGCGGGCAGGAGUGGGCCCCAUGCCCAGCUUCGGCCCUAGCCGGGGCUGGGGGUGGCACAGGCUUCCUGGGCUCCGAGGGGCCAGGAGCGAGCGGCUGAGCACGGGCUCCCGGGCACAGGAAGGAAGACUGGAGCGGUGCCCGUGUGGGUGAAUGGAGAGGGAGGGCCGGCCUGGGGCAUCUUCAUGGGCAUGAGAGCCAGGACGAGGGAAGAGCCUGGAGGCCCCAAGGCCGGAGACCAGCAGAGGGUGACGGAAGCCCUUCAGACCCCCGAACCCCAAGCAGAGGGGAAGACUUGGCCAAGCACACUCUGCCACCAGCAGCACCCAUGGGGCCUGGGACUCCCUUCUCCCUCCCCCUUUCCACCCAGGGAGGUGGGGGGGCAGAGCGUGGCGGGUCCACAGCUGAGGAGAUCCACAUUAUCUGGGGGGCCUCAGCAGAUGGAGAGCCUGGCCUAUAGACUCCUAGCUGGGCCACCCACUUCACGGCUCUUCGGCCUGAGAACCGCCCCACAGCACUGAUUCUAAGAGGGUUCAAGAGAUUUUCUGGCCGUCACCAUCAUUUUACAGGUGAGGAAGCGGAGGACCAUGGAGGCCCCGAACCUCUCCCGUUGGACUGGAGGGCAGACCAUCUUGCUUAAAUUUGUUUCUUUAUCUUAAAAAUUCUUUAAGAAAUGUAAAUAUUUGGUUAUUAAAUAAUAAAUCCACAUUCUUCGUA